Messenger RNA from Styela clava, 5887 nucleotides. RefSeq lists its product as uncharacterized. The record is from RefSeq and is a predicted model, not a curated record. Gene Ontology annotation, biological process: negative regulation of DNA-templated transcription. Gene Ontology annotation, molecular function: histone binding. Gene Ontology annotation, cellular component: RSF complex. Lineage: Eukaryota; Metazoa; Chordata; Ascidiacea; Stolidobranchia; Styelidae.
UAAACAAGCGGAGAUAAAUGUGCAAUGUGGAGAUUUCACGUUUUAUUUGAGGUGUUUCAGGUUUUCUUCAAUGAAUUGACAUUGCUACUCUUCGAUUAAGUUCUUAUAUCUGCAUACUGUUGCAGCCCGAUGGUAAAAUGGACACAGAAAUAGAAAAUCAUCCCGAUUUUGCAGUUGUAUGGAGUUUUUUCGGUAAAUUUGGAAAGCACUUGGACUUGGAAGAUAUUUUGCUUGCCGACAUUACGAGUUGGAUAUCGGAACCAUGGACCAAAACUUCCAAAGUCGUUGAUAUGAUGGUAAAAUUGAUGAGAAAAACUGGAAUGAGAGUCGAUAAACAGAGAUGGCAGAAAUUCAUUACAAAAGCUGCAUUGAAAUACGACUGGGAACUCGCUGUUGAAUUGCAAACUGCAGGAUUUCAAACUCUUUCCAUUUCAAGAAAGCUUAAAAUAUUAAAGAUGAUUUGCGAAAUGCAAUUCGAUGACAAUAUGAAGUUCAAAUCAGUGAUAAAUACUGAAGAAGCAGAUGAUCAAAGAUUAAAGCCGGUUGGAAGGGAUGAAGAAGGUCUUCUCUAUUGGCAUCAGGAGGAUACUGAUCUGAAUAUUAGAUUAUAUAUUGAAGAUGAAGAUGAUGAUGAUUAUACUGGAUGGAAAGUUGUCUGCAGAACAAAAGAUGAAAUUGGGAAUUUGAUCAGCAAGCUUACUGAUGAACCUGCUCAUAAAGUUAAAGGUGAAAACAGUGAUGAAGAGGAAGAUAUUGUGGAGACAAAGUUUCAAAUAUUUUUGAAAACUCAAUGUUCAUCAGAUGCAACAGAGGAUAAAAUGAAAAAGUUUUUACAAACAAAUAUUGAAAAAAGCAUAGAUGAAGAUGUCUCUGCAAAUAUGAAACUUGAAAAUGCAGAAUAUUCCAAGGAUAAUGACGAGUCGAAGUCUGUAAAAGAGGGAAGUAAGUCUGCUAUUGAAGAUGAGAAUUCCUCUAAUAUCAAGCAGGAGAAUAUAUCAAUCAAAAGAGAAAAAGAUAGUUCACAUUUACUUGAUUUGAAAAAUGACGAGUCAUCUUCACUAAAAACAGUGGACAAUUUUGAAGAAUCAAAAAGUGAAACAAAGAUAAAAUUAGAACCAAUAAAUUCCCAGACUGUUGAAGAUGUUAAUAUUAAGAUUACUCCUGCUGAACCAAAUACAACAGGAGAUGAAAAGGCAGAAUCUUGUGAUACGAACAUUGAGAGUAGUAAACCCCUUCAACAAGGUAACAAUGAGGGCUUUGUUGCAUCUCCAAAUAUAAACACUGAAAAUACGAUUAAUGAAAUGUCAACAGUUCCUAAAUUGCUGGAACAAAAUGAUUCAAAUGAUAAAUUCAAGUCAUGUCCUGUAAGUGUCAUUAUGUCGACGGUUUCAACAGAAAAUGUUUCUGUUAUUCCGUCUCAGAAUCAAGAAGUAAGUUCUGAAACAAGCAAGUCUUCUGUUACUAUCAAUGAAAAGAAAAGUAAUCUUGAAUCAACCACAACUGGAAAAGAUAUCGAAAAUAAAGAUAUCAAAAAUUCAACAGUAAAUGCUCCUGCUCAAUCAUGUGAUCAACAAAUAGGUUCUGAAACAAGCAAGUCUUCUGCUACUAUCAGUGGAAACGUAAAUAACAUUGAAUCUGCCACAACUGGGAAAGAUAUCGAAAAUAAAGACAUGGAAAAUUCAUCAGAAAAUGCUCCUGCUCAGUCUUGUGAUCAAGAAUUAGGAUCGGAAACAAGCAAUUGUACUGUUACUAUCAGUAAAAAGAAAAAUAAUCUUGGAUCUGUCACAACUGGGGAAGAUAUAGAAAAUAAAGAAAUGGAGAAUUCAACAGAAAAUGCUCCUUUUGAUCAGUCUCGUGAUCAAGAAUUAGGAUCUGAAAUAAAGAAAUCUGCGUCAACUAUGAGUAAAAAUGAAAACAAUUUUGAAUCCUGUGAAAUUGAUAAACAAAAGGGGCUUGAUAUACAAAAUAAGGAUGCCUCAAACUAUGAAAAAAAUGAUUCAGUUCAAUCUGUUAAUACUUCUGAACCUUUAGAAGAAAAAGGUUCAGUUUCACAUGAUACGGACAAAAUCGCAAAAUCUAUUGAAAAUAAUAGUAAAAACUCGUUGCCCGUUCAAGCUGAUGAUAGUGAGACUAAGAACGAAAAAGAACAAAUUGUAACAAUGGCCGCUCAGUCAAUAUAUGAAAUGAAAAGUCAGAAAUCUGAUGAAUCAACAGUUGAAAUUAAGAGCGAAAUUGCUAAAAUUGAAAAUAAAGGUAAUGUCUCCGGCAGAGAAAAUUUAAUUGAAAAUUCUUGCCCACCUCAAAGUGACAAUGGUGUUGUGAAAGAAAAUGGGCUUGAAAUAAAAACAACUGAGAAAACAGUUUCUUCUGUAGGUAUGGACGAUAUUGCUUCUGUAUCUCAACCUAUUGCAACUGAAAAGGGAAUUGAGAAUUCUGGUAACAAAAAUGAUGAUAUUGGUUUACCGCCUACAACAAAUAGUACUGAUAAAGGACUGAUAAAGUCAGAUGUAAAAAGUUCAAGUAUCGACAUCUUAUCUUCUGAUAAGAACACAUUGAUGAAGUCUGAAAUUAUUGAAAAUGUUGACAAGACCUCUUCACUGAAAUCAAAUGUUUUAGCCAGUGAGUCUGUUGAUUCCAUUCCACAUGCUGACUUAACAGAGAGUAUAAACAUUUCCCAUAAAAGCCCUGUGCAUUCUGAUGAUGAAACUGAAAUAAAAUCGAUGAACCUGAUAGAACCUGCCAUGUCAAAAAAUACUGAUGAAGUAUUAUCACCACCUACUGCUAAUGAAGUCAUCGAAGAAUCACCAAUGAUACAAAAACAUUCAUUAAACACAUGCUCACUACCUGAAAAAGAAAGUCCAACUGAUAAGAUUGUCAAUAAGACACCUGGUGAUAUUGAGAACAGAGAAAAACCACAAACUAAUAUAACACUAGGGUCGCAAGAUGAUUCAUUCGAUUCUUCGAAAAAGAAUACUGAAAUCUCUUCAGAAACUGAUAAGCAAAAAUAUAAUCAAAUGAAUAAGCAGAAUGCGAACUCAUCAAUCGAAAAUGAAGUUGCAUCAAACAUAAAGACAAUUGAUUCAAAUAGUGAUACCAAACCUAGUGUUGAUAACUUAGAUAAGAAAUUAACUCAAAAACAGUCUACUAAAUCGGAAACUAAAUCAGAAAGUCAAGAUGAUAAGGACAAGGCAAUAACUGAACUUGUUGAUGACAAAUCACCUGACAAGAUUGCUGAUUCAGCAGAAAAUGUUACUGUGAAAGAAGAAAAUGCGGAGGUUGCAGAAAAUGGUCAAAUCAAGUGUUUAACAGAAUGUAAUCAAGACACUGGAGAUAAAAUUUUUAAUGGUGAAUCAGAAAAUACGAGAGAAGAAACAAAUAAAGAUCAAGAAGAAAAAGAAAAUAAUGAGGAGAAUGUGGAGGAAAUAAAAGAAAAGAAAUCUACAACUAGGAAGAGGGGAAGAAAAAGGAGAUCUGGUUUUGGUAGAAAAAAGCCUGCAUCUGCGAAGAAAUCAACACCUAGCGACACGAAACGACAACAAAAUCAUAAACCAAAGAAACCAAAACUAAGUAAACUUGAACAAUUAAAAAGUGAAGCUGAAAAUAUACUAUAUAAAGAAAAAAAUUCCAAACACAGUGAAGGAGUGGCCUAUACUACAAGAAGUGGGAGGAGGGUUAAAAGUGCAAAGCAGGAAGAAACUGAAGCAUGGCAAACAAUAGAAGAUGACAGUACUUCAAAAAAGAAAAAAAAGGAUUCUGAUGUUGACGAAGACUUUGAAUAUGUUGAGAAAAAGAAGUCCAGUGGUGGAAGUCAUCGGACGGAAAGAGUCAAAGAAGAACCAAAAAAAGAAGUAAAACGAGUAAUAAACGACGAUACUCCGUGCAUGAAAUGUGGAUUGUUUUCACACCCAGAAACGAUAUUACUAUGUGAUGGAUGUGAUAAAGGGCACCACAUGGCAUGCUUGACACCUCCUUUAAUGAUUGUGCCGUACGAGGAAUGGUUUUGUCCUAAAUGUAGCCAGGAGAAAUUGAUCAAACGAUUGAAAGAAAUUUAUGAAGAACUCGACAGUAAAUUAAAAUUACAUCAAAGAAAAACAAGGCAGAAUGAAUAUAAGAAAUUAUUAAAUGAAUACACGGGCAUAAGCCAAACAAAUAUUCUACCAGAAAAGCCGGCUCCAGUUAAAUCUCGACCCCCUCCAAAGAAAAGGAGACGUUCGUAUUCAAGUGAAUCAGAAGAUUUGUAUUCAUCUGAGCCGAGUAGUCCUGAAGUAAUAACAACACGACGUUGCCGAACAAAGGUUUCAUACGAUUUUUCGACUUUUGAUAAAACAAUCAUGGAUGCAAUAAAAGAUGAUAUCGAUAUUAAAUCAGACGAACAAGUUGAGAAGCCUAUAUCAGGCAAAGACAUCAGAACAAUAAUUGCUGCAGAGAAAGGUGAAGAUGUUGAUGAGAUGGGAGAUGAUGACACAACACCUGGUCGUAGGAAGAAACGAAAACUAACAAAUUUGAAUACAAGUGGAAGUGAAGCAGCUGAAUCUGGCAGUAAUUACAGCAUAUCGGCAUCUGAGGAGGAACCCAGUGAUGAGGAAUUCCAACUUUCUGGAGUUACAGACAGUGAUGACAGCUUAGGUGGAAAACGGAGAUCAAAGAGGAAGAAACGUCCGUAUGUUAAACCUAUUAAACGUUCAAAAAGACUUAGAAGAAAAAGAAUACAGGAAGAAUAUGAAACAAGUCUUUCAGAAUCCAGUGAAUAUGAAGAGGCUGCUCCAAAGAGGACAAAAACCAAAAAGAAGAAGAGGUUCAAUCAAUAUGGAAGGGACUCAACUGAAGAUGAGUAUGUUCCUCCUCGACGAGUAAAUAAAGUUCAAGAGUUUAUUGAUGACGAGGAAGAAGAGAAUGAGGAGAAAAAUGUGAAAAAACCAAGACGGAGUCGGACUCUACAAUCAUCUUCAGAGGAAGGCGACGAAAAUAAAAAUAAAAACAGCGACAUUAAAAUAGUGCAAAACGGAAAGAUGACGGAGAGUCGUCAGAUGAUUGGAGUUCUCUCUCUUCGAAUGCUGCUCGAACUUCAGAAGAUGACAGUAAUAUCUCAGAUGCCGAAUCAACUGAAAAUAAAACUGCUAAUACAUAAUGCUCUUUGGUGGUUUCAAGCUAGAACACUGAUUUCAUUGUAGCAAGAAUCAUAUGCAAAUUAGUACUGGGCGAUAGGACUCCUCUGGGUUUGAUUUGAAGAAGUUUUUCACUCAACCAGCAUAUCUGAUCAUAAAUUCAUAUUUUGAUGGCAUCUACUAUAUGAUACAUCCUGGAAGAAUACAGCAAUAAAUUGCAUUUUUACUCUUUUUUCAAAAUAUAUUUGGCUUAAUAUACUUAUUUCUUAUCAGGUUUCCUAGUGCUUGAGAUUUCUGUCAAAAUAUCUAAUUACUCAUCUUUAUAGUUACACACACACCUGAUUACGGUAUGUAACAUCAAGGAUGGCAUUGAUUGAAAACGCUAUUCAAUGUUGUUUCAGUGAAAACUGAUUUCACCAAAUAUUAUGCUCGUAGAAGUUGGCAGUUGAAAAUGUUAUGGAUAACUAAGAAAAAUUCAUUUUGACCGAAAAUCAUUCCUGUUUAGACCAUUUUUUUUUAUCUAGCUUGCUGUACAAUGUUGUCAACUUAGCUGGAAAAUACAUUCUGGCUAAACGCAGAAGGGGUCAGAGAAUUUUUUUGUACUGUAUUGUGUCAAAGUGUUUCAUGUUUAAACGUCAUUGUUACCAGGAUUUGCACUAUAUAAGAUUAUUUUUCUAUUUUUUCUUGUUUUGUACCAAAUUGAUCUAUUGAAAGAUCAAAAUUGUUGAACUUUUAUGUCUUCAUUGUAAAGUUUUGUUGAAUACAUUCGCAAAAAACUGCCA